Messenger RNA from Bursaphelenchus xylophilus (pine wood nematode), 3485 nucleotides. Lineage: Eukaryota; Metazoa; Nematoda; Chromadorea; Rhabditida; Aphelenchoididae. The record is from the annotation of a GenBank genome assembly.
AUGGAAGGCUCCAGUUCCCCGCGGAGUGUGAGACCGAGUUUCGCUGAGAAUAGUAAGGAUUAAGUGCCGGCUCAUUAAUCUUCUUUUUUUCAGUCUACGGGGCCGGAAACCCGUCCACCGAAGAGUCUAAGGCGCGAAUCCAAAUGGGCUCUCAGAUAUGCGAGUCCGCCUUAGCCCAACGGAGGGCCGCUUAUCUCCCGAAAUUGAGAGAACUGUCGAACGCCGGGAAUGUUUCCAUGGAUCAAACUCAUGCCAGAUCUGAGAUGGGCGAUAUCGCAUUUGUUUAUGCUGAUUGUGAUAGCUUUGCCAAUGAACUCUCCGAGUUGUAUUCGUAUUCAGAGGUGGACGAAUUCGGAGCAACACUUUCGUUGUAUCAAAAUUAUGCCGAAGAAAGAGGGGUAAGUUACUUUCUAUGAGCAUUAUGUUAUUUUAGAUAUCGCCGAUAUGGAUAUUCAAUGAGAAGGACGAGAUGAAGUCAGUAUUUUCCGAUAUUAUUCAGAGGUUGGAGAGUGCCAAUUUGAACAUGAGAUUAGACGCAUGCGGGAUCUUGUUGUACAUUCUUCAGGUAUGGUCUCUUUAUUAAUCCAUAGGUUUAGGGAGCUUAUGGAGACUUCAAAAAGCCCUACAACGAGAGUGUGCAGGCCUUGAUGGAUGAAGCGAGGAGUCAUGUUAGUUAUAUAGACGAGACUGAUUAUGUGGAACAGUUUUGUUUGAUUCAAGCAGCUGCCAAUUGUUAUAUGGCGUAUGAAUGCGGAGUAUUUCGAGUAAGUUUUCUGCUUUGUUUUUUAACCAUGGCGACAUUUUUACAUAAGACUUUUCGUUUUAGGCAUUAUGUCAACUUUUUAUGACCGAAUUCAAUGAAGUUAAUCUUGUUGAUCAGACCGCCUCUGAACGUGGCCACAGUUCCCUUUCUCAAUAUUCAAGUCAUCGUUCGAUGAGCUCUAUGGAUGGUGAAUCCAGAACCAAGAAGGUUUAUACCUUGUCGGAUAAUGAAAUCCUCCGCUUCUUAAUCUCUUCAAUGUAUCAUAUGGUCGAAUCAAUAAGAAGGAAAGAUGUCUUACAAAAGGUUAUUCACGUUUCCGACUAUUCGGUGGCCAGAUUAGAGAACCUACAACACAAUUUUUUGAUUGAAUUAGGUACGUGUUUAUUAUUUUAAGUAUCUUCUUUUAGGUGAACCAUUGGAGGGUCUCAGUAAACCUUUGUUUGUAUAUUUGUUGGAUGUGGUACCGCCUUUUGUUAGAGGUUCAUGCCCCAAGUAUCCGAUAAAGAAAGUCCUUCUACUUGCAUGGAAGAUUAUUCUUGCAACCCUGGGAGAUGCCGAGACUUUGCGUACUAGAAAACAAGAAAUGAGGGAAUCGUUUGGACUGAGUCGAGUGGAAGAUACUGUUCAAGUUGCGGCUACUCUAAAAGCAUCGAACUUCAGCGCUGAAGAAGGGCUUGGAGAUGGGAGAAGAUUGGGCCAAAUGGGUGUAAUCGCCAAAAGAAGUAGACCAUCAACAGUCAGAGCAUUCAAGAGACAGGAGGGAAUUACCUCGGCUAAUUUGAGUACCGAUGAGCCAAGUUCGGAUCUGAAAGAAGAUGAACCUCCAGUUACUCCCAUUGAGACAGAUGGAGAAGAGAGUGUCAAGAAGAAUGAAUACUUCUCCAAACCCAUUAGUGCUGUUAUGUUGCAGAAGAAUGAAGAAGGGGAAGUUGAACAAAAACGUAUGUUACAUAACGACUUUCUAAUAUUUUUUUUUAGCUUUACUCGAAGGCCCUCAGGAUUCAUUAACAAAUCAAAGAGGUGAUCAAACCCCGACAGCUUCAUCCCCAGUUCCGUCAUGUCUACCUUGGACGUCUAAAGUUCGAAAGGCGGAUUUGGAGAACUUUAUUCAGACUGCUCGGCACAAAUUCUUUGGAUACAAACUUCCCGGUGAUGUUGAGACUCUUUUUGGAUUGCCACAACCAGUUCAACAAAGCGUUGAGGCUUUCAAAAGACAUUUGUAUAAGUCGCUUGGAGAAUGUCAAGUAAGAUUGAUGAACUUACGAUUAAAAUAGUGGUUUAAAAUUGAUGGUUAAUUUUUAGAUGGAAGAGGAUGCCCGAUUGAACAAGUACCCGUUUUCGCGAAAGGAGCAUGUCGAGGAUAACCCGACCGAGCGUCUUUACAUUGGAAUGCUCCCCAAUCUCUCGAACUAUGCAUUGAGUUUACUGAAAGUCCUUCUAGUGGCCAUCCCCUCUUCCAAGGCUAAGAAUGAUGGCGCUUUGAUCCUGUCGGAUGUGCUGACAAGAUCUGGAGAUGCCACGGACAUGCUCUCCAAUUCCCUGAAUUUGGAUGUUUCCGUGAAUUCAUCAAAUCUUCUGGAAGAAGCGGUCAGAAUGGCGAUUGAUAUCAACAGGCACAAGGAGAUUGUUGUCAAAGCCACCACGGCGAUCAUCGUCUACCUCUUGAAGUUCUUCAGACUCAAUCAUAUCUAUCAAUACGAAAACUUCUCCCAGCAAUUGGUGCUAUCCAAUUGUCUCCCAUUGGUAUUGAAAUUUCUCGAUCAAAAUAUGGUCAGAUAUUUGCAAUCCAAGAAUGAGCUGACUCCAUUGUGCUAUCCAAAAGUUGUGGUUUAUUAUGUUCAGAAUGGAAGUAGGUUUGACUCAUUUCAAAAUUUUCGUUUGUCUUUAAAAAUAGUAAAAAAUUGUUUUAGAUAAAUGGCCAGAAUUGAAUGCUGAUAAUGUGGAUGACAGCAGGUCCGAGAAUCAACAUUAUUUCCUGUGGAGAAAUGUUUUCUCCUCCGUCAAUCUUCUCCGAGUUCUAAACAAACUCAUCAAGAACAAACAGAGUAGAACUAUGAUGUUGGUGGUCUUCAAAUCAGCACCAAUUUUAAGGCGAUGUCUCAAGGUUAGAUCGGUACGUACUUUUAGUUUUUAGUUUUUAUCGUUUUAGAUCUUAAAGUGGAUUAAAAAAGAAUAAUGGUUUAUUUUUUCAGGGUAUUUUCCAACUUUACACUCUGAAGCUUCUCAAAAUGCAAGCCCGUUAUCUUGGCCGCCAAUGGAGAAAGAAUAACAUGGAGGUGAUCUCAGCGGUCUACAUGAAAGUCAGACAUAGACUGAAUGAUGAUUGGGCCUUUGCCAACGAGACUCGAUGCAAAACUUGGGAUUUCCAGAUGGAAGAAAGGGAAUUAAAACUGAACGUGGAGAGGUUUAACAGUAGAAGGUAUAGCCAUAUCUAUCCUGAGCUGGCUUCAAGUGAGUUUUUGGUUGUUAAUUCACGGUUUGAAGUUGGUUUGACACCUUUUUAUGAUACUGUUCUGUAGAUAACAGUGAAAACCUGACCUGUGAUGACUUUGACCCCAAGGAAUUUGAGCCAGUCGACGAUUCAAUCCAGAAUUUGCUGAGCGAAGAGUUCGAAUUUACCCCAUUCUUCAAACGAAACUACGGGAAAUGGCUGGACGAGGCAGUUUUCAACGAGCCCUUUAACUGGGAUGCCCUUCUCACACAGACUUCCAGCAUCUGUUAA